Molecule: messenger RNA, 1014 nt
Organism: Blumeria graminis f. sp. triticale
Lineage: Eukaryota; Fungi; Ascomycota; Leotiomycetes; Helotiales; Erysiphaceae
Source: the annotation of a GenBank genome assembly
AUGAAAUUAAUUUACUCAAACAAGAUGCAGGCUAUCUCCAGAAUUAUUAGACCAGUAGUUCAGGCUGCCUCUAAAAGACGAGCCUACUCCACAACUUUAUCACCAUAUAGCGGCACCGUUCAGAAUCUUCGACUUACAAAGGAUACUAAGGUUGUCUACCAAGGAUUUACAGGAAAGCAGGGAAGUUUUCAUGCCCAACAAGCCAUAGAAUACGGAACACAAGUUGUUGGAGGGACUAAUCCUAAAAAAGCUGGUAGUACUCAUCUUAAUCUGCCAGUAUUUGCGACGGUGGAGGAUGCUAUGAAGCAAGUUGGUGCGAACGCCUCUGCUAUUUUUGUCCCCCCUUCCGUAGCUGCUUCUAGUAUUGAAGAAGCAAUUGCGGCUGAAAUUCCUCUUGUUGUCUGUAUAACUGAGGGAAUCCCACAGCAUGACAUGGUACGAAUUACAGAUAUUUUAAAGACACAAGGAAAAACACGUCUACUAGGUCCGAAUUGUCCCGGUAUUAUUGCACCAGGACAAUGUAAGAUUGGAAUUAUGCCAAGCUUCAUUCACAAAAGGGGUCGAAUUGGUAUCGUAUCUCGUUCUGGAACUUUAACUUAUGAGGCUGUUAAUCAAACAACCCAGGCUGGACUCGGACAAUCCUUAGUCGUCGGAAUCGGUGGUGACCCAUUCUCUGGUACAAACUUUAUUGAUUGCCUGAAGGUUUUCUUGAAAGAUGACGAAACAGAUGGUAUAAUUAUGAUCGGAGAGAUCGGAGGCUCUGCCGAGGAAGAUGCCGCAGAAUUUCUUAAAGAAUAUAACACAAGCAACAAGCCCGUAGUUAGCUUUAUCGCAGGAAUUUCAGCACCACCUGGGAGAAGAAUGGGACAUGCUGGUGCCAUUGUCAGCGGCGGAAAGGGAGGUGCAGACUCAAAAAUAUCUGCACUAGAGGCAGCUGGAGUAAUUGUAGAGCGCAGUCCUGCUCUUCUAGGUAAGACACUGUACGGGGAGUUUGUUCGAAGAGAUAUGAUAUGA